UCGUGAUGAUGUAUGUGGUGGAUACACACGUGAGCUUAAUGCUGGAGCACUACACUGUUGGCUUACUAGGGUACUUUACAAUCGUCGUAGUAGAUUUGACCCUCUUUGGCUAGAGUGUGUUGUAGCUGGUUACAAGGAUGACGAACCAUUCUUGGGUUAUGUUGACAAGAUUGGAACUGCCUUUGAAGCCAAGGAAGUUGCUACUGGAUUUGGACUUCAUUUUGCAGUUCCAAUGAUUCGAGAAGCCAGGGAGAAAAAACAAAACUUAUCAUGUGAUGAGGCACGCAAGCUGCUGACAGAGUGCUUGAAAGUUCUUUAUUAUCGUGACUGUCGUGCUCACUUCAAAUAUCAACUAGCUGAUAUCACACCAGAAGGUGUAACUAUUCAUGAUGACCUCAACCUGAAAAAGGAGACUAACUGGGAAGUAGCUAAUUAUAUCAGUGGGUAUGAAUAAGAUGACUGGCAGCCAGAUGGAUUUAAGUGCAUUUGGUGUAGUAUAAGGGUAUAUUUAUAGUUUUAUAAAUUCUGUGUUUCCACUGAUUUUGUCACGUGGUGUUCCAGUCAUGAAUCAUAUGAAAUUGUCCAAUAAAUUUCAUACACAAGAA
Molecule: messenger RNA, 605 nt
Organism: Cherax quadricarinatus
Lineage: Eukaryota; Metazoa; Arthropoda; Malacostraca; Decapoda; Parastacidae
Source: RefSeq, a predicted model, not a curated record